AUGGCGCGAUUUGUCAAGACUAGUGUGUUGGGUGGGAAUUUCGAAACGCCAGACCGGUAUACUGGGCUCGAAACUCUGAAAAUUGGCGUUUCUGGGAUUGUGUGCUCUUCAUGGGAUCAAAUCGGCCAGCAAUAUGUUGCGGUGAAGAAGGUCUUCGAACCGUUCAGCACGCCAGCGACUACUCAGUGCAUAUUUAGAGAAGUCAAGCUGUUGAAGCACUUGCAGCAUGAAAAUAUCAUCCGCCCGCUCGAUAUCUUUAUAUCGCCCACGGAAGAUAUAUAUCUCGUUACGGAACUGAUGCAGACCGACCUGCGAACGCUUUUGACGACGAAGUCUAUCGGUCCCGAGUUCAUUCAGUUCUUCCGAGGGUUGAAAUAUGUUCAUUCAGCUGGUGUAGUCCAUCGCGAUCUUGACCCCGGAAACAUUCUGAUCAAUCAGAACUGUGAUCUCAAAAUAUGCGAUUUUGGGCUGGCGCGAGUCCAGGAGCCGCAGAUGACAGGCUACGUUUCUACCAGAUACUACCGCGCGCCAGAGAUUAUUUUGUCAUGGCAGCGAUAUGACGAAGAGGUUGACAUCUGGAGUGCCGGAUGUAUCUUUGGCGAAAUGUUGCAAGGCAAACCUCUCUUUACAGGAAAGAACGAUGUAGAUCAGUUCAGUGCUAUCACCAAGUUGCUUGGAACCCCUGAAGAGGACGUUCUGGCCGGAAUGACUUCAGAAAGCGUCAGUGGAUACGGACCUACAGGAAUAUUGACCCUGGGCUUCCUCCAGACACUCCCCAAACGCGAGGGCAUAGGUUUAUCAAGCACAUUUUCAGAAAUUGACGCAGCUGCACGCGAACUGCUUCAACAGAUGCUGGUUUUCGAUCCUUAUGAUCGGAUAUCUGCAGCUGAUGCUCUUGAUACCCAGUAUCUUGCCUCUUACCAUGAUCCUACAGACGAACCCGUUGCCGGAGAAAAGUUCCAUUGGAGAUUCAAUGGCAGUUACCUUUCGGAUGAUGCCUGGAAACAGAAGUUGUACGCCGAGGUACUGGAAUACCAUAAACAAGCAGAGGUCCAAGAGUCUGUCAAGCGGUGGACUCAGAGUACUGCAGUCGCGCAGAAUUGA
Penicillium paradoxum is the source of this 1104-nucleotide messenger RNA. RefSeq lists its product as uncharacterized. The record is from RefSeq and is a predicted model, not a curated record. NCBI's taxonomy places the organism in Eukaryota, Fungi, Ascomycota, Eurotiomycetes, Eurotiales, Aspergillaceae. Bases 1 to 1104 code for a protein of 367 amino acids. Gene Ontology annotation, cellular component: nucleus; cytoplasm. The transcript has 9 exons. Gene Ontology annotation, biological process: osmosensory signaling pathway; cellular response to oxidative stress; protein phosphorylation. Gene Ontology annotation, molecular function: ATP binding; protein serine/threonine kinase activity.